AUGAUAGGCACAAUAAACGUUCCGUCGCAGUCAACAAUAGACCUUUAUCUGCACAACAAUCCAUACCUUAAGACUAUUGCAGGCAUGCUCUCUUAUGACAAUAUUAUCUCUAAUAUAAGAGAUUUGGUUAUAGCGCUUAUGCUUGGCGUCUCUAUUAUAACUGGGCACAGCGCGCUCUGCCGUCUUUAUACUGCUGAUAUAUACUCUUUCUAUUGUUUUGUUCUAGUCUCUGCUAUUGCAGUCUCUAUAGCCAUUAUAAACUUUCUGCCAAGCAAAGAUGGCAAGAAGCGAAUGUCAUCAAAGCAAAGAAAACUAUUUACUAUUUUGUUCUCUCUGUUUUUAACUGUUCCAAGCAUCAUACAAGGAGAGCCCUGGCUUUUUUUCUUACUAACCAAUCUGCUUGUUGGAAAUAAUGACUAUCUAUUAGUUCUAGCAGGGCACGCCUUUCUGUAUUUUCUGACACGUUUCAAUUUUCCUCAAACAUUCCUUACUGCAUUGAAUUUCUGUCCUGGAAUUUUAGCUUUUAUAUGUACGCUUGAAGACAGAAUAAACAGCACAUGGCAAACCAAAUUAUCUCUAUUUCAUUGCCACCGGACAAUAACAGGCGCAGCAACUGUAUUAGCAGUUUUUAUAAGCAUAUUCUAUAUAAUACAAACGAAUCCAUACAUACACAUCAACACAUCACCAAUAGAUGUAUAGAUUUACAUUUUUGGGCAGGAAUAUGCUUUCAGCGAAUAGUAAAGCCACACUGGCAAUUUCUAUUUUAGAGC
Messenger RNA from Nematocida parisii ERTm1, 770 nucleotides. RefSeq lists its product as uncharacterized. Bases 1 to 699 code for a protein of 232 amino acids. NCBI's taxonomy places the organism in Eukaryota, Fungi, Microsporidia. The transcript has a single exon. The record is from RefSeq and is a predicted model, not a curated record.